Molecule: messenger RNA, 1020 nt
Organism: Caenorhabditis bovis
Lineage: Eukaryota; Metazoa; Nematoda; Chromadorea; Rhabditida; Rhabditidae
Source: the annotation of a GenBank genome assembly
AUGGAUUUUCUCACAAAUUAUGAGGGAAUUUAUUCUGAAAACAUUCAUACAUCAGAUGAUCUUCGAGAUGACGAUGAAUAUUUCGAUUUGAGGGAACAAUUUAAUGGCAAAUUUGGCCCUAUCAAACCAAUUGAUAUCAAAGACGAUAAUAUUCUAUUUAUAUGCGAAAAACCAUACAAAGACUCAUAUGCUGCCGUUCAUGGAGACGUCGGAAAGUUUUCGGAAAUAUUCUUCGAAGAAUAUGCACUACCUAACAAUCAAGUUUAUCCGACAUUUGGAAAAUAUGGAUUCAACGAGGAUCAUUCGUUGAAACUCUCAAUUGCUCCGAGUUAUUUCUCGCAAACCAAAUAUGUUCAUACUGGAAUCAAAGAAGCCAAUUCAACACGUUGGUGUGAUGAAUUCGAGAAGGAAGAGGUGUGUAAUGCGAGAAGGAAUAUGACAGCAUCGAAGAUAAUGAUAACGGACGAAGGUAAUUGGCAAUUAACAUCGGCUCCUUUCGGUCAACGUUCUCCAAUGUAUUGCCAGUCACGGUAUUACAAUUUCGAUGAAAACGGCUAUUGUCGGAGUGAUUUCACUCCGUUUAUCAAAGGAACCUACAUGUCAUGCCACAAGGCUUUUGAAAUAUUGAAAGAUUAUUAUCACGCGAACAUUUGGUGCUGGUAUCACAUGGGAGAAAGUCCAUGUAAACGUUGCAAAGACCCAUCCGGAAUGUUAAGCGAACCUGAAAGUGUUGAGGAAGUAGAACUACUCGGCUCGAUAGCCAAAGACGACUGGAAUUACCAUCUCGGUGUCCAACUCCGCAGAGGCCAUUUUCAUCGGUAUCACUAUGUUUAUUACCCCAAACGAAUUUUCGACUUCUAUUGGGGGUUAUGGGAUAAGAUCUAUUCGCCUGGACCACUAGGAUCUCGUAUCGUCCUUACGAAAAACAAACUUCUCAAGGAUGUAACUACUUCGAUGAAACUGGGAUUCAUGUGUCAAUUCAAUAUCGAUCGACCGGAUUCUGUUAAAAAACUUUAUUGA